Messenger RNA from Camellia sinensis, 1779 nucleotides. Its product is annotated as ARM repeat superfamily protein. Gene Ontology annotation, molecular function: adenyl-nucleotide exchange factor activity. Gene Ontology annotation, cellular component: endoplasmic reticulum. The record is from RefSeq and is a predicted model, not a curated record. NCBI's taxonomy places the organism in Eukaryota, Viridiplantae, Streptophyta, Magnoliopsida, Ericales, Theaceae.
CAAAAGAAAGAAAAUGAGAGAAACUAUCUGAAAAGGCCCAAAAAAAAAAAAAAAAAAAAAAGAAAAUCAGCAGCUGUAAACCUAGGCUAGGGUGGUGGUUGCAUCAAAUUCGAUUGACUCUGAGAAGUAGUGGGUUGUUUUGUUUCUGGGGAUGGGGAGUCGCAGUCGGAGUCUGAGUAGUGAGGCAAUUUGGACAGUAUUAUUGGCGUGGGCGGGCAUGACAAUAAUAGGGGGAGGGAUGACGAAGGCAGAAGGUGGAAACAAGUCGGCUUCCGGAAGGCUGUUUUGGUCUACAGCAAAAGAGGAGGGAGAUCUGGUGAGGAAGGCGGAAGUGGAGGAUUCCAUCGAGGUCUUCAAUCAAAAAGACGACUUCGACGGAGGUUUUUCUUCCCUCGAUGGAAUGUUACAGUGGUCGAUAGGGCACUCUGAUCCAGCAAAGUUGAAGGAGACAGCAGAAAAUGUCCAACGAUUAUCUCCAGACAAGCUAAAGAAACGUCAAAUGGAAUUAAAGGAACUGGUGGAAAGAUUGAAAAUGCCUUCUGAUGCACAGUUGAUGCAAAUUGCAAUAGAUGACUUGAAUAAUUCAUCUCUGCCUUCGGAAUAUCAUCAUCGUGCAUUACAGGAGCUUUUGAUACUUGUUGAGCAAAUAGAUAAUGCAAAUGAUUUGCACAAACUUGGGGGUCUCUCUGUAAUUAUAAGAGAACUUAAUAACCCAGACCCAGAGAUAAGGACAACUUCUGCAUGGAUUCUUGGUAAAGCCUGUCAAAAUAACCCAGUUGUUCAGAAGCAGGUCCUGGAAUUAGGAGGACUGGCAAAGCUAAUGAACAUGGUAAAAUCUAGUUUUCUAGAAGAAGCCAGAAAAGCAUUAUAUGCUGUUUCAGCCUUGAUCAGAAACAAUUUAGAUGGCCAGCAAUUGUUCUAUGCAGAAACUGGAGACUUGAUGCUGCAGGACAUACUACGCAACUCAAGCAUUGAUAUUAGACUACGCCGAAAAUCUGUGUCUCUUGUGGCUGAUUUGGCGGAGUGUCGAUUACAAACUAGAAAUAUUGCAGAGCUACCUUUUUUCAGCAAUCGUUUCUUCUUGAGGUCCGUGGUUGAUCUAACAGCAUCAACUGACCUGGAUCUACAGGAAAAGGCCCUUGUUGCAAUUAAGAAUCUCUUACAACUCAAGACCACUGAAGCUUUAGUUUUUAAGGACUUUUGUGGAUUAGAUGGAGCAUUGCACAGGAUGAGGCAGCAGUUGCAGCAGUUAAUGGCAGAGGAAUAUCUUAGAGAUUAUGCACUGGAUGUGGAAAGCCUUCGCAGGGAGGUGGAGCUGAUUUUCCAUGGAAAGCUGGAGAAGGUAACCCAGGUUCCAACAUGAUUUACGGAUGAAUUGUAUCAACAGAAGGCACAAACCAUGCUGAUUACAAUGCCUGUAAUUUGUGGUUUGUUGAUGUAUGUGUACAUAAAAGAGUCAAUUUGAUAUAGGAGCCUACCUAAAUAAGUUGUUCUUUGAAAAUUUUCCCCCAUUAAUAGAUAAAUCUAAUGACAAACUAUUGAAAGGAGCUUCAUGCAUUGGCAGCUGCAUCAAUGGCAUAGAACAUUGCAGUUUUACACAAGGGUCAUUCUUAAAUGAUGGGAUGUUCUGCCAUUUUAAUUAUUUUAGGUGUGUCCGUCGAAAUUAAAUUGCUAGUGAUUGCUCUGUUGCAUAACGGUUGUUUUACUUGCAACAAUUGUAUUUGUUAAUUUCAAAUGCAGACGUGUAGGAUGCAAUGUCUUUGAGAGCUUUCGAAUCCA